CGGAUCCCCUCAAAACUGAUCGGAGAGAAAAGCACAUUAAUAGGAACCGAACCAGGGUACAUAUUCUUUAAAAGGUUUAUUAUCUUAAGCGUGCCAUUCUUGCGUGGAACACGCCUCCUACUUGGGACACACCCCCUGUCUGACCAUUACGGAAGUCUUGCAACGCUCUUUUGACAUUAGUUAAGUAAGUUAGUAACGGAACAGAAAGCCAACGGGUUGCAAGUGGAUCCCAAACCUGACCGAUCGAGAUGGGUACUGAGGGGGAUCCAACUGAUUUGGUGAAGGUGCUUCACCUUUUGGUGAUCUCAUUCACCUGGGGAAUGCAGGUGUGGGUGUCCUUCAUAGCAGGAUUUGUGCUGAUAUCCCAGGUUUCAAUGCACACAUUUGGUCUUGUCCAGAUGAAAUUGUUUCCCUUCUAUUUCUACUGUCUGCUGAGCGGUAAUGCUAUAAAUCUGGCCAUAUAUGCAGUGUAUCAUCCCAGAGAACUGCUAGACUGGCAUGAGGGCAUACAGAUGACUCUGUUUUUUGUGCCCGUGAUCAUGGCGGGUCUGAACGCGCAGUGGUUCGGCCCGUCUGCCACAGACAGCUUGCUGGUCAUGAGAGAGAUCGAGCAGGAACAUGGGCUGGGGGCGGAAGUGGGCAUGGGCUCCAGCAGGGAAGGAUACACUAAACUCCGCGAGCGGGAUCCGAAAUACAAGGAACACAGAACCAUUUUCUAUCGCUUUCAUGGUCUGUCCAACCUCUGUAACCUCUUUGGCUUUAUUUCCACUACAGUUAAUCUGGUUUACCUCGCCCUCCAUUUAGGAACUAUAUGAGUGUUCUUUAAAUGAGUGUUUUUGGUAAGAGCAAAAGUCUACAUGAAGCAGGUGUAUGUUUUCAGAGCAGAAUUCAGUGCCUGAUGUCUUUUAACUUUUUCUUUGUGUGUUUUAUUUUGUCUUGAAAGUAAUAUCACGUAAACAAUGAGAAUUUCAGUACUUUAUUGUACUUGUAAAAAAUGAAUCUCAGACUCAGAAAAUAACCCAGUUCUUUUUAUUUACAAUGUCCGGAAAAUUAUUUGUUGUUUCACACAGUUUUUUGGAGCAUUACUCGUCUUCUAUUAUAUAAAAAGAAUACAUUUCUCUCAAUAUUUUAGCAUUGUGUGUUUCCUGGGGACAAACUUGAUGUAAAACUUAUGAAAGGCUGUUCUUUGUAUAGCACAGCAGAAUAAAUGUAAACGAACAUUUGAUCAUCUUUGUGAAUGUGAUGUCUGACCAUAAAGUCAACUUAUUUCCUGUCAUCAUUUUGGAGCUUAUGGAAAAUUCUUGUGUUACCGUAACAGUUUGUGCUGUUCUGAAAAAGUCACAAUUUCACAAAUAAAAAGAAAAGUUAAAUCUU
This is a messenger RNA of Triplophysa dalaica, 1374 nucleotides long. RefSeq names its product transmembrane protein 205 (gene tmem205). The coding region runs from base 249 to 815 and encodes 188 amino acids. NCBI's taxonomy places the organism in Eukaryota, Metazoa, Chordata, Actinopteri, Cypriniformes, Nemacheilidae. The record is from RefSeq and is a predicted model, not a curated record. The transcript has 4 exons.